UGACCGGGUGUAAUGCAAAUAAAGUGCAAGCAUAAAAUAAACCAUCAGCGCCCCAUUCACCCGUUCCGUCCAAAGCCUCAGGCCAAGCUUUUUGAUGAGGAGAUGGCCGUGCUGCACACCACCCUGCACAGGAAAUUUGCAGGCGGCGCCUUGGUCAAAGAAGUGCUGGUCAAAGCCAGGCACGUGGAAGGCCCCGGCAACCUGAACCUCGCAGCGCACCACCCAGGCGCGAGCGAGGAAGUGCUGGGCGCCACAACGGUGGGGUACAUCGACUCCAUGGCGAGUGAGCCCAAGUCCGGCAGCGGCAGAGCCAUGUGGGACUUGAUCAGCGGUAUGAAUUAUAUUUGCAUCGCUUGCCAUUCCAUCCUGCUGCAAAAGACCGUGGACUUUUGGCAGGCAAUGGGGAUGAAGCACAUGGACCCCAGCAGCGAGAAGGACUCUACUGCUUUUCGGCAGCUGGUCAUGGUGCGGACCAUGGGCAAGGUGAUUUGCGAGCUGAAGGACCUUCAGGAGGCGCUGCCCAAGAGCAAGCUGCCGCUCUUCGUUUGGGUGCCAUCGCGCUUUGCGCAGGAGGAUCAAGACCUUCAUCAGAAUUAUGUCUUCAUGCCGGAUGAAGGCGCAGCAAGAGACAUUAGUUGACGCUUU
This is a messenger RNA of Effrenium voratum, 645 nucleotides long. NCBI's taxonomy places the organism in Eukaryota, Dinophyceae, Suessiales, Symbiodiniaceae. The record is from the annotation of a GenBank genome assembly.